AUGGCCUCUUCCACUUCCGACAGCAUCGCCGCAGCGGCGUCCGCGUUGAAUCACAACUCGUGGCGACCCGUUGACGCCGUUGACCAGCGCGCCGUUGACCAGCGCGCCGUUGACUGGGCGGGCUGCGACGUGCCUGCGUUGUCGCACCUGCUGCUGCUAGAGCAGAUGCGGCAGAUGCGGCAGAUGGGACAGGCGGAGCAGCGAAGCAAGGCCGCGGCCGACGCCGCAAGACGCGGCGAAGCAAGAGGCGGCAGCAGUGAGCACGCGGAUUACAGUGGCGGCGGAGUGGGGGGUAGCGCCGGCGGCGGGAGUAACGCGGAGCGCACGUGGGAGACGAGCGGGAGCGGGGAGGAGCCCGCGGCGGGCGGUUCGAAUGAUCUUACUGCGGCGGACGCGGCUCUGCUAUCGCAGCUCCGCAGCGCGCACGACUCGCUCCCCCGCCCCUCAUUCCAAUCGCCCACCGCACCGCAUGAUAGGACUCCCGCUUCUGGCGGCGACGCAUGUUGGGAAGCGUCCGGAACUCCGGGCCGCGGUUUUAGGGAGCCUCAAAGGCUGCGCGCACCAGGCGGCGGGAGUUGCGGGCUGCAGUUGGCGGUCGCGGAGCAGCUGGACCAGCUGCAGCGGGAGGAGCGCCGCGAUGAGUUCGAACAGCGGGAAACGCGGCGAGAUAGCGAUCUGGGAGCGCGGCGCGGUGCGACGGGAGAGCAGCGAGAAUUCGGGCGAUACAACCAUAUGUUUGAGAGGGCGGUUGGAACGGACGACACGUGUCCUCCACACGCGAGGCCGUCGCCGCUGCUGUCGCUUGCACCCGACUUCCGCGAUUUCCGCGCGGGAAGGGGAGGCGGGGUGACUGGCGACGGUAGCAGUGCAGAUGCCCUUGCGGAAGACCUUGGAUUAGCGUCGCAGCAGCUUGUAGAUGGUGUCGCGAUAAGCAAUAGCGGGGAUGCGAGCGGGAGUAGGGGGCAACAGAAUCCGUGGAGUCCGAGCAUCAACCAAAGCCGCAGCGGAAACGAUUGGGGGUUCGGAGGCAGGGAAGGGAGGAGCAGGAGCGGCGGGGCCAUGGCGCCUCCCACUCGGCCCGCGUCUGCCGCCAUUACCAGCGCCAAUGCCCGUGCUGUCGGCGCAGCCGCUGUUGGCGCAGCCGCUGUUGGCGCAGCCGCUGGCGGAGCUUCCGCCGUUGCUGGUGCUUUCCCGGGCGGCGAUGACGUGGCUCGCGCAGGCGACAGCGCGCACCUGGACCCGCAGGGGGCAGGACCCGCCGGGCCGGUGCCACGUGGCAGCAGGUCGAAGAGCGUUGGUCAGAUGCAGGCGGCUCGGAUUCUGCAGGCUCUGGAGCACGGCGCACGGGAGAGAGUGAAGCGGCGGCGCACGCAGCAGAAACACCUGGAGCACUUGCAGCUGCAGCAGGAGCAGCACGAGGAAGGGCACGGGCAAGUGCAACAGCAGUGUGGUCUUCCUGGUUUCGCAUUGCUGACCUCGCCUCUCUCCGUCUCCUCCACCCCCUCUCUUGCACCCAGUGCUGCCCCGUCACACACCCCCGCGCACGCAGCACCGCACGCAGCGCACAUCCCCCCGGUUCCCAUUGGAUGGGGCCACGGCCCCCCUGCACCUGUGGCGGACGCGUGGGGAGGCGCGCAGGGGCGUAGCGAGGGCGAGGCGGAGAGGCGGCGGCGGGAGCAGGAGCGGAUGGCGUUUGAUUGGAGCGAGAAGGGUCCGCGGAGCCACAGCGAGGCGGAGAAGCGCAGGCGCGAGCGCAUCAACCAGCAGCUGAGCGUGCUGCGCGCGCUGCUGCCAGGCGCGGCCAUGGCGAGGGCGGACAAGGCGAGCGUGCUGGCGGAAGCCGUGGCGCAGCUGCGGGCGCUGAGGGCAGGCUUGGGGGGAAGUUGCGGGCGGAGUGGAGAGGGGGAGUGUGAAGGGGAGGGGGGGAAGCAGGGGACGGGGAACCAGGAGGGAGCAGAAGGGGAGGCAGGGGAGGGGCAGGGAGCAGAGGGAGAGGGAGAGGAGGAAGGAGCAGAGAGAGCAGACGGAGCAGAAGGAGCAGCAGGAGCAGCAGCAGGGCUGGUUGCUUCCAGCCUGCUGGCCCGUGGCAGGGCUCCUGAAGCCACUCCGAGGGAGGACGAUGCAGUGGAGGUAGAUCUGGUGUGGGCGCAUGUGGCGGAGGAGGAGAGGGCGGAUGAAGUGGGGGAUGAGGUGGGGGGGGAGCAGGAUGAGGAGCAGGAAGAGGUGGACCGGAGGGGAGGAGAAGGGCUAGCGGGGCGCAAGAGGAAGCGAGGGAGCGAGGGGGAGAGGGUGGUGUGUGUGUGCGUUUGGUGCGAGGACGGGGAUGGUCUGCUGCCUGCCAUCCAGGCGGCCCUCAAGCCCUUCCCUCUGCGCCUCGCCAGCCUCGAGUCUGCCUCCUGUGGUUCGCGUGUUGCCCACGUGCUGCUGCUGCACGCCUGCCCUGCUCUGGCCGCUGACACCGACCCUGCUGCGUCCUUCCCAUCUGCUCCCGUUGCUCCUGACUUUAAACCUGCACUGGCUGCUCGACCUCCUAGUGCUGCGUCUGCUGCUGCAAUUGGUGCUCCAGGCUCAUCAGCAGCUGCAGCGCCUGAACAGGAGCAGCAGCUUGAGGGAAUGGGAAGACCAGGGGCGGAAGUGAACGAGUGCGAAGAGGAGGCUUCACAUACAAAAACAGCAAGUGGGGAAGGCGGGGUGGCCCAGUACGUGCGUGAGGUGCGAGCAGUGGUGGUGGAUGUGGUGGCGCGGUGGAGGCGAGGGGAAAUGGUCAGUGACGGUGUGUGA
Molecule: messenger RNA, 2781 nt
Organism: Closterium sp. Naga37s-1
Lineage: Eukaryota; Viridiplantae; Streptophyta; Zygnematophyceae; Desmidiales; Closteriaceae
Source: the annotation of a GenBank genome assembly